Molecule: messenger RNA, 4055 nt
Organism: Solea solea (common sole)
Lineage: Eukaryota; Metazoa; Chordata; Actinopteri; Pleuronectiformes; Soleidae
Product: neuronal acetylcholine receptor subunit alpha-10-like
Exons: 6
Coding region: 96-1727 (543 amino acids)
Biological process (GO): regulation of membrane potential; signal transduction; chemical synaptic transmission
Cellular component (GO): neuron projection; synapse; postsynaptic membrane
Molecular function (GO): transmembrane signaling receptor activity; zinc ion binding; protein binding
Source: RefSeq, a predicted model, not a curated record
ACAGUCUGCAUCAGCACAUGCUCUCUGUCUCUCUGUCUCUCUGUGUCUGUCUCUGAUCACAGAGUUGUGAUCGAUUAUUUGAGCCGAUCGAUCAGAUGAGGCUCCUCUGCAGCGGCUCCAUGGCGUCUCUCCUGCUGCUGCUCUUCUUUCUGCCAGUUUGCUUGGCUGCUCAUGGACGUUUUGCUCAGAAGCUGCUAAAAGACUUGUUCUCUAAUUACACCAACGCUUUACGUCCGGUGGAGGACACCGACCACAUCAUCAACGUUACUCUUCAGAUCACGCUCUCCCAGAUCAUCGACAUGGACGAGCGGAACCAGAUCCUGACAACCUACCUGUGGGUACGCCAGGUGUGGAUGGACGCCUACCUUACCUGGAGGAAGGAGGACUAUGACGGCCUUGACACUAUUCGCAUCCCCAGCAGCUAUGUGUGGAGACCCGAUAUUGUUCUGUAUAACAGCGCAGAUGAUGAGUUCUCCAGCUCCAUGGAGACCAACAUUGUUCUCCGUAACGAUGGUCAGGUCAUGUGGGACCAGCCAGCCAUCACUAAAAGCUCCUGCUUGGUCGACGUGGCCUUCUUCCCUUUUGAUUUGCAGCAGUGUCACCUGACCUUUGGCUCCUGGACUCACAAUGGCAACCAGAUGGACUUGUUCAACGCCCUGGACAGUGCUGACCUCUCUGACUUUGUCUCCAAUGUGGAGUGGGAGGUUCUGGGCAUGCCAGCAAAGAAAAAUGUCAUCCUUUAUGGCUGCUGUUCAGAUCCGUACCCAGACAUCACUUUUACCCUCCACCUGAAGAGACGGGCCUCCUUCUACAUCUUCAACCUCCUCAUCCCCUGCAUGAUGAUCUCCUUUCUGGCUCCAUUAGGAUUCUACCUGCCGGCUGACUCGGGUGAAAAGGUUUCUCUGGGCGUCACGGUGCUGCUGGCUCUGACUGUGUUCCAGUUGCUGGUGGCUGAGAGCAUGCCGCCCUCCGAGAGCGUCCCACUCAUAGGAAAGUACUACAUAGCCACCAUGACGAUGGUUACUGCUUCAACGGCACUCACCAUCUUCAUCAUGAACAUACACCACUGUGGUCCUGAGGCCCGACCUGUUCCAGAGUGGGCCGAACGGUUCAUCCUCAACCACCUCGCUCGCAUCUGUUUUGUCUAUGAGGUCGGAGAAAACUGCUUUGCUGGGAAAUCCAAGAAGCAACCGCCGUGUCAGGAGGAGUCAGAGGCCCCAUCAGCCAACAGUGGCAACCCCAGGGGACCAAACUGGGGUGUGAACGGACGAGCCUGGGUAGGGAGGGUAGACGAUGAUGGGUCAGGGCAGUCUCUGAAGGUAAGUCAGGAUUUGACCAAACAAACAGGCUGGAAGGAGGAUCUGUUUGUGACCAUUGACCACUCGAAAGAUGAAGGAGCUGCUGGUGGAAGUGAAGAGCACAGAGACGGGUCUAAUGGAAAAGGAGAAGAGCAAGUCGAGGAGAAGAAAGGUGUCGGGGGUGAAGGAGGAGGUGGAGCACGGGAGAACAGAACGGAGAUCUUCGUGAAAACCCAGUGUGUUUGCCAGCACCAGGGACUGCGCAAGAACGUUGAGUACAUUGCCAACUCGUACCAGGACCAGCGAGCUGCACAGCUGCGCAUCGGAGAAUGGAGGAAGGUCGCCAAGGUCAUGGAUCGUUUCUUCAUGUGGCUCUUCUUCAUCAUGGUCUUCUUCAUGAGCAUUCUCAUCUUGGGCAAAGCCAUAUGAUCGAGACUAAGCACGGGGAUCGCGAGAGGUUGACGGCAGAGGACUGGUACACUGACUCAAUGAUUAGUUCAACUUUCCAUUUAAGGUCCAGUGUGUAACAUUUAGGAAAUCAGCGAGGAAUCAUUAGCGGAAAUUGAAUUUACUACAAUUCGUUAAAACAAAAACUAAACUGUGUAGUUUUUGUAGACAACAUGUACUUUGCAUUCUGAAGUGGGAGCUUAUACCCAAACAAUGGUGAACCAUUUCACCCACAUAAACCCGAUGCAUAAUCCAGCAAAGAAAUGGCUUUCUGGUCUGUAAAGGCUUCCGCAGUUCCUUGACAUGCUUCGGAAACUACUCCACCCAGUAACUCUGCAGUGGGAGAUUUGUCAGUGUAAACUAAUCGAGGAAAGGCCACAGAUGAUUUCAAAUGGUUUGAAAGUUAUUGUUGUUGUUUUUUAAAUGAUGGAACAGCAUGAAAUUUAGCUUGUCACGUCACGGACAUCUUAACAGCUGCACAUACAGCACCUGCCAUAUUCGGGAUUAACACAUCCUUGCACACUGUGAUUCACUGUGACUUAAAUCCUACAUCCUGGAUGUUUUGUGUUUCUCAAAGUGUGUUCUCGCGUUUGAUUUUUUUUUUUAUAUCAAACUGAAUCAAAUAUUUACAGAAAUGCCUGCGAUUGAAUUCUUAAGACAAAUACAUUGGUGACGCAGCUCACGCCAGACUGCAUCUCCAUCUAAUUUUAGACUGAGUACAAGUGUGGAAAGUGUGUCCCAGUCAUGACCAACAGAUGUAGAUUGAAAUGCCUCUGUACACAAUUGGACAGACCUACAACCAAUGAUCUGGAUGACGUAUGCAGGAUGAUGGAAUACGUGUCAACAAACGUGAUUCUUGGAGCAAUGGCUAUCUAUCUAGUCACAGCGUCUCACGACUUUUACCCUGGGGGAGCAAUUCGCUUAAAACCGAAGCCGAACUGUAAGACUGCUGCUCUUCAGUGGCCGCCAUGUUGGACUUACAUACAAAAGCUGUCGCUUCUUUGUUGUCAUCGUGUCAGGUCCCCCUUUAGAGUGUCAGUGGCUUUUGUGAUUGGUUCCUUUUUUUUUUUUGGAGAUUCUGAAGUUGGCCAAAACGAUGUCCUUGCCAGACAUGUCUGCCUGUCUGUCUGAGUGAGGUUUUGAUUAUAAACCAAACUACACAACUACACAACUGCUUGUUAGAUGAAUCAGCGCAAAGACAAAAAAGAAGGUCCAGUGAGUAAAUAUGAUGUGAAACUAAUACUGGAAUCACCAGAUAAUGACAUUUAAGACAUUGUAACAACUCUGUUAGAAUGUAAUUAUAUUAGGCUCUCAAAUCAACAACCAACAGGAUGUUUCGUUCAACCUUGUUUCAGCAUUUCUCACUAAAUCAGUGAAACAAUUCAGUGAAAUGUAUUUAAUUCUGUCUGGCUUCCGCCUACUUUUGUAGAGAUCAAAGAAAUAAAAAAAGUGAGUAGAAAGUAUUUGCUUGCUGAGGAGAUGGACCUGGUGUUCCUCACAGUUAUAUAUACAAUGUCAAAUAUAUUUGAAUCAUCAAAGGAAGUUUGGAGAUUAAAUCUGACACAUCAUCACAGUCAUCUACGAAUGUCGCUGAUUUCUUUCACGCCUCCACAGUUGCCACACUUUUGUCACAUGUGUGUAAUUUACAAACUGCAUCCUAGAGGAUUUUACGCUGCACUGUUUUAUGAAAUAUAUAAUAUCAGACCUUUCCUGUUUUAACUCUUUAUGACCUGAAUAAAUACAAUAGUUUGUGCCAUGUCAGACGAUUGGCUACAAUAACAUCUUCAUGCUUUAAACCAGGGAUGUGAAUUUGUUGAAAUCUUCAAAUUAUGAUUAAUCGUUCUGUGAAAUACUAUAUUUAUCAGUUCUAGAUACGUGUGACUAAAUGUUUGUGCCUUUGUGGACGUACAGUAUAUGCACACGUUCAAGUGCAAUUUCAAAAUAUUGUGCAUACAUUUACCAUUGAAUGGUAUUUAUCUCAAGAAAUUUGAGGUUGUUGAUAAUUUGAAUUUCAUUAAAAUGUAAAACAAAGGAGUUCUUGUUGUUUCACUAAAAAUGAGUUUGACACCCCUGCUUUAGACAGUCCAUACUGUAUUGUGAUUUAAAUUAUUCAAUAAUUCAAUUUAGGAGAGGUCAAAGUGUAAUUUUUUUGUUGGUGUUUUUGUAUCAUCACAGUGUAAAAACUAAGAAAUGCCAAAUUUAUCAGUGUUGUCGGAUGUUUGUUUAUGUUGUUGUACAUUGACACACAGGCGAUGCAUUGAGACACAUGAACACGUUCAUAUAUUAAAAGAAAAAAGCUUUGUUCACUCA